Molecule: messenger RNA, 2377 nt
Organism: Uloborus diversus
Lineage: Eukaryota; Metazoa; Arthropoda; Arachnida; Araneae; Uloboridae
Product: ras-related protein Rab-1D-like
Exons: 2
Coding region: 1-624 (207 amino acids)
Biological process (GO): regulation of endocytosis
Cellular component (GO): endosome
Molecular function (GO): GTP binding; GTPase activity
Source: RefSeq, a predicted model, not a curated record
AUGGCCACUACUAAAGUUCCGGAACAAAAAGUCAUUCUUUGCGGAGAAUUUGGAGUUGGGAAAAGCUCACUUUUUAGAAGAUUUGCUACAAAUACUUUUGUUUCAUGUUCAGAUCGCCAUUCGACCCUUGGACUUGAUCACUUUGAUAAAAUAUUUAAUGUUCAUGGCAGAAGUGUUCGCCUCCAGCUAUGGGACACAGGAGGAAUGGAAAGAGUUGCCUCUAUAACAAGUAGUUACUACAAGUUUGCAGAAGCAGCCAUACUAGUGUUUAGCUUUGACAGUCCCGAUUCCUUCAAUAUCUUAUCCCAACACUUACUGGACAUAGUUACCUAUGCUGAAAGUGCCAAAAUAUUUCUGUGUGGAAAUAAGACGGAUCUGUUGAGCCAGAAUUCCAAUGACUCUAUCACAGAUGCCGAUAUCGAAAACUUCUGUGAGCAGUGCCACAAUCUUGUGAGUGGAAUUUAUAAAACUUCAUGUAAAUCAGGUGCAGGUGUAGAAGAAAUGUUUAAUGAUAUCGCGAGGCAAUUGGUUGGCACCUGCAGAGUCAAAGAUAUUGAGUUAGAAGUGAAAGAUUCCUUUAAAGUUAGUGCUCAGGAUGAACCAAACCAAUCCUGCUCUUGCUAGUUUUCCUGAUUGAUUCCAGGGUUCGUACGCUCCUUCAAAACUCCUCCAAUACUCCUUCAUUUAGGAAAUUUUUUUGAAGGGCCCUCCAAUACUCCUUCAUUUUGGUUUUAACUCCUUCAAAACUCCUUCUUUUUUAGUUCAAGACUACAUAAUCUUCUUCUAUGACAAUAACUAAAAUAUUUCAAUCGACAACUUAACUUCAUCACAAGGGCGAUUGUAUAAAGGCGAUUUUAAUGUAAUUUCGUGUAUAUAUAUAUAUAUAUAUAUAUAUAUAUAUAUAUAUAUAUAUGUUUCAUAAAGAUGUGAUUUACAAAUUGAUAUAGAAGUCAUAAAAGUUGAAGGUGAAAAUGUUAUUAGUUAACUAAGACGUUUCACAAGUGAAGUAAAACAUGCUUAAAUGGUGCUUGGCUAUUUCUCCAAGUUUUAUGAUUAUUGUUUCUCUCUCCUUCCACCACACUCACAGCAACAAAAGUCAGGUUGUCUAAUUAUUUAAAUAUUUAUAAAUACAUACGUUGAUGUACUAUACUAAGCGAGUGUGUUAAAAAAACAAUUGUUUAGUAAAUUGCAGAUAUGAUGUUUUAAAAAGGGUCAUCCACAAGUGAUGUCAUGCCUUGAGGGGGAGACGGGUUCAUGAAAUUGUGAUAAGGGGAAGAGAGAGGGUGACAUCACAGCUAUUAUAACAAUAUGUUUUUAAAAUAUGUGACUUCUAGCAAGAGGAAGAGUUAGGUGAAGUGUGACACUUUGUGACAAGGGGGUAAGGGGGUCAAAUAUGUUGAAAUAAAGUGCAACAUCAUUAACUGACAGCCCAUUAGUACGCCUUCAAAAUCUCAUUUUACUCCUUCAAAACUCCUUCAUUUUAUUUCUGAAAUUGAGUACGAACCCUGGAUUCACUUAUACUGUAUGGAAUGUUUUAUACUUUAAAAUAAUAUUUAAAUGUAAAGUUUUGAAUGCUAGUCACUAACAGUAUUUGUAAUAGUGAUUUUUUAAAAUAUAUUUAUUUGUAUCAGAACAUAAAUCUCUUAUUUUGCUAAACUGGUUUAAAUUUAAGAUGUGUCAACAGUUAAUGUGGCACACACAAGCGCGAAACGAUUUGAUUUCUGCUAUAGUUGGUGCUUUGUGUAUUUAAUAACAGUUUUAAUAGAAGCAAUGCAAGUUUUCUUUUCAUAUUUACAACCUAUGUGUGGUGUGCUUUUUGAAAGCAGUUUCAUUAUGUGAUUUCUCUUCGAUGGAUUAUCUACUUACUUUAGUUUAAAUUUUACUUUUAUUUUAUACUUCGGUAACUGAAAGUACAUAAAUGUAUUUAUUCUUCCUGGCACAUUUUUAUUUAUUGGCACUAACGAUGUCUUCCAGAGGAGAAACAAUAAAAAGUCUUUUAUUUUAACAAGGGGCAUGUAAUGUUAAACAAUGUUCAGAAAAAUCUUCUGUGUAGUGCUAAAUUAAGUUAAUGUGAAUCUUUUUUUUUUUUUUUUUUUCAAUUUGAUUUUAGUUAGUUUCUUAACUUAGAUUUUCACAUUUUUCUUCUCAUAAAUUGGCUAAAUAUCAGUUGAAUUAUUUACAUUUUUGAGAUUUAAGAAAUUCUGUAUCAAUAAUUAAACUUUUUUCCUAAGGUUGGCUUCUUUAAUAUUACAAAAUUUAGUCACUGUUCAUCAUUUCAAGAUCCAAAGUAAAGUAACUUUUAAUUAUAAUUGCUUGAAAUAUUAGUUUUUACAUUAUUGCUGCAUAGAGGGGGAAAAUUAAUUUUCUUAAAAAGCCG